AUGUUUACUUUCAAUUUAAGCACUUGGGUGAUCAAAAACUUUGUGCUUCAUACCCUUCUAAGCCAAAAAUGCGAAAAACUAUACUUUGAAAUUAACAAUGCACAAAUUAUCUGCAUUCAACUUUUGAACCAAGAUAAUUUAUUUGACAUAAUACGUGUAAUGUGCAAAAACGUUAUAAGACUGAACAAAUGUCAGAACUACAAGUUGAAUUUACUGGGUUUCUUCAAUAUAGACGCCAAGUUUCCUCUAAGAUUCGUUGGACUUCUUGCGACGCAUGCUGUCGUAUUGUUACAAUUCGCGUUAAAUAAAUGA
Messenger RNA from Amyelois transitella, 312 nucleotides. RefSeq lists its product as uncharacterized. NCBI's taxonomy places the organism in Eukaryota, Metazoa, Arthropoda, Insecta, Lepidoptera, Pyralidae. The transcript has 2 exons. The record is from RefSeq and is a predicted model, not a curated record. Bases 1 to 312 code for a protein of 103 amino acids.